Molecule: messenger RNA, 4224 nt
Organism: Corythoichthys intestinalis (scribbled pipefish)
Lineage: Eukaryota; Metazoa; Chordata; Actinopteri; Syngnathiformes; Syngnathidae
Gene: rps6ka2
Product: ribosomal protein S6 kinase, polypeptide 2
Exons: 22
Coding region: 468-2711 (747 amino acids)
Biological process (GO): peptidyl-serine phosphorylation; intracellular signal transduction
Molecular function (GO): ATP binding; magnesium ion binding; protein serine/threonine kinase activity
Source: RefSeq, a predicted model, not a curated record
GUAUCUCUCCAUCAGUGUGAGGUUCAACAAGAAAGGAUGCGAAGGGGACACAAACAAGGUGACGCCACGUGAUUCCACCAGCUGUUGCUGCAUGCUGCUGGGAGGAAGAAGAGAAGCAGGAAGAGGAGGGAGAGGAUGAACACACAGCGCACACGCAUGGGAAAUUGAUGCAAGGCUGCUGCUCACGCCUUCUCGUGAUUCAACACGCUAGAUUUCAACUGUUCAUCUCUCCGUUUUCUAGUAAGACAAUAAGAAAGCUCUGUAAGACAAUAAGAAAGCUCUGUGACAGCUCCGUAGAUGGACGCACCCAGCUGAUGAGGCGAUCGAGGGGCGGAUGGAAAUGACAUUUAAAGGCGCUAAAACCGGACAAGCAGACGAUCAAAUCCGCUCGAUCGUACGUGUUUACCGCCACACGGAGAGGAGAUGCCCUUCACAAAUGGGAUAGAUGCGCACGUCUGAUCGUUACCAUGGAUACCAGCACGCGAAAAUUCACAGUAAGGAGAUGGUUUUCCAUUUACCUUAAGAACAAGGCCGCCCGGAGCAAGAACACAGCGGGAUUCUGUCAACUAGAGGAUGACAGCAUACUCAAGGAGUUUGACAUCAGCCACCAUGUUAAAGAAGGCUUUGAGAAAGCAGACCCCUCUCAGUUCCAGCUGCUCAAAGUGCUUGGACAGGGAUCCUAUGGAAAGGUGUUUCUGGUGAGAAAGAUCAGAGGUGUGGACAGAGGACAACUUUAUGCAAUGAAAGUCCUGAAGAAAGCCACACUUAAAGUCCGGGACAGAGUGAGAUCUAAGAUGGAAAGAGACAUUUUAGCAGAGGUCAACCAUCCUUUUAUAGUGAAACUACAUUACGCCUUCCAGACAGAAGGAAAGCUCUAUCUAAUCCUAGACUUUCUCCGAGGGGGGGACCUUUUCACUCGUCUGUCGAAAGAGGUGAUGUUUACGGAAGAAGAUGUCAAGUUUUACCUCGCCGAGCUGGCUUUGGCCUUGGACCACUUACACAGUUUGGGAAUCAUCUACAGGGAUCUCAAACCUGAAAACAUUCUUUUGGAUGAAGAGGGACAUAUAAAGAUAACUGACUUUGGUUUGAGUAAGGAAGCCAUUGACCAUGAUAAAAGAGCAUAUUCCUUCUGCGGAACGAUUGAGUAUAUGGCCCCAGAGGUGGUCAACAGGAGGGGGCAUACGCAAAGUGCAGACUGGUGGUCUUUUGGGGUAUUGAUGUUUGAGAUGCUGACCGGAUCUUUACCAUUCCAAGGAAAAGAUCGGAAGGAAACAAUGGCCCUUAUUCUGAAGGCCAAAUUGGGGAUGCCACAGUUUCUCAGUCCUGAGGUGCAGAGUUUAUUAAGAGCACUUUUCAAGAGGAACCCUGCUAACCGUCUAGGUGCAGGACCAGCUGGAGUGGAUGAACUGAAAAGUCACUGUUUCUUUGCAUCAAUCAACUGGAAUAAGUUGUACCGGAAGGAGAUUAGGCCACCAUUCAAACCAACUGUUGGAAGACCUGAGGACACUUUUCACUUCGACCCAGAGUUCACUUCCAGAACACCCACAGACUCUCCUGGCAUCCCACCCAGCGCAAACACACACCAGCUGUUUCGUGGUUUCAGUUUUGUUGCAACUAAUCAGAGUCAGGAACCAAGUGUGGCCAAUGUUCUACCUUCCCACCAGGAAGGGAAAACCAUAAAUCCUAUCGCACAGCAUCUCCGUGGUGACGUGGCCUUCAGUGACAUUUAUGAGUUGAAGGAGGAAGUUGGCCCGGCACCCAACUCAGCCUACAAGAGAUGUCUUCAUAGAGUGACUGCUGUAGAAUAUUCAGUUAAGAUUAUUGACAAAGGAAGGAAAGAUCCUGCUGAAGAAAUUGAGAUUCUUUUAAGAUAUGGACAGCAUCCCAACAUCAACCCAUUAAAGGAUGUAUUUGAUGAUGGCCAUUGCGUGUACCUGGUUCAGAAUUUGUUGAGAGGAGGCGAGCUGCUCAACAGAGUGUUGACCGUGCCAAAUUUCAUAGAGAAAGAUGCAUCCGACAUCAUCUGCACACUGACCAAAACUGUAGAGUAUUUACACUCCCAGGGGGUUGUGCAUCGGGACCUGAAGCCCAGUAAUAUUUUCUACACUGAUGACAGAGGACUCCCAGAAUGUCUCAGGAUUUGUGAUUUUGGUUUUGCCAAACAGCUGAGAGCUGAAAAUGGCUUACUAAUGACUCCAUGUUACACAGCAACAUUCAUGGCACCAGAGGUUCUAAAGAAGCAAGGUUAUGAUGCAGCAUGUGACAUUUGGAGCUUGGGGAUCCUAUUGUACACCAUGAUUGCUGGUUUCAGUCCAUUCGCCAGCAGUCCUGAAGAUUCAGCAGAGGAAAUUCUAGCUCAAAUUGGCUGUGGUAAAUUCAUCAUCAGUGGAGGUAACUGGGACCUGGUGUCAGAUGCUGCUAAGGACAUUGUCACCAAGAUGCUCCAUGUGGACCCACAUCAGCGGCUGACUGCACCCCAGGUCCUUCGCCACCCAUGGAUUGUAGGGAGGGAUCAGCUCUCUGAUAAAGUGCUCACAAGACAAGAUGUGAUUACUGUUAAGGGGGCACUGUCCGCCACUUAUUCUGCCUUGAGGCGCUGUGCUCCAGCUCCGGUCCUCGAACCAGUGCAGUCCUCCAGCUUGGCCCAGCGGAGAGAAAUGAAGAAAGUUGGGAGUACUGUCAUAACUUCAGACCUUAAAGAUAAGGGGUAGAAAAAGCAAACUAAUACAAUAAUAUACAAAAGUUAAUGAAAUUUUAUUUCAUGCUUGCCUCUGGAAUUAGAUAAUGUUCCUAAUAAUAGAUUGCAGUGGCCUUUGUCAGAUACACCAGUUCGCUCUCAGUUGCCAUUCAUCAAACGACACACAGAGCUCUUUCAUAAUGCACAAUUUAACGGAUCCACUACCCUGCAUUGAAUCAUACUGAGAACUCAACGUUUUGGAUAUAUUAUAAUAGCAUUAUGCUGUAUGAGAUUGAAAGAAAUGAUGUAGAAUAUCAUCAGGUCACCUGAUUUUUCUGUACCUCAUACAUGUUCAGUGAAAGUAAUAACACUUUUCAGUACGGUAUACAGUAUUUCACAUAAUUUAUAUCAACUGACAUGGAUUGGUAGAAAAGCAUUUUCCAAGGAUGUCUUUUAAAGAUGAAUGUUUGCGAUUGGUUUGGUAUUUAUACAGCUCUGUACCAAACGUAAAGUGAGUUACAGCCCUUUUUUCAUCCAUUUUGGGAAAGCUCACCUGACCUGGUGUUCAAAAUCAAAAUGUUAAAUGAACAAUAAAAUAAAAUACUCUGCAUUAUUCUUAUCUACUCAUUUAUAUGCAGACACCCUUUGCUUAUUUAAGUGUAAAUAUGCAAGCUGAACUGAGUUAAUGGCACCAGCACAGUCGUAUCAAGCUCAAUUGUUAGUUUCUGUGGUUGUCCUCCUUAGUUUCAAUUUAGGACUCUGACAAACAAAAAACAAAUAAGUAGCCACUAUUGUCUUAUGGACUGAGAAGGUAUUACAUGAUUAAACCAAGUGUGUCGUGUUCGUUUAUGACAUUGUUAUUUGGCAUAAAAGUAGUCAUAGCAAGCAUGGUUCUACAGUGAACAACAUUUUUUUUUUCAAUUGCUGUGUGUGUGAUCAGUAAUGUCAGCCAUUAGGCUUCUGUUUGCUAGUAAGUUUUGAACGCUAAAACAAUUGUGCACGAACUCUUCACACAAACUGCUAAUUGCUGCGGCAGUGAGUGUAAAUAACGUGAAUGCAAUCACAAAUACGAGGUAAGAUGUAAGCCGUUUUUGCAGUAUGAGUUACAUUCUUUGCCGUCCAACAUGUCAGUAGAAAUGUAGAUCAAGAUCCGCACAAUCACAAUGUCUAAUUUGUACCAAUUAAAAAUUGUUGUGAUUAUUCUAGAUGAAUCAAUUUGCACUAUGGCGCUAAAAUCAGGUAGCGUUGUGCCAGUCACGACUCAUACAAAAUAUAUUGAUGUGUUUUACUGGUCAAAACACACAUGCGGCAAUGCUGUAAAUAUUGUUCAUUCAUUUAGUACAAAUCACCAGGACAAGGUUCAAUUGUGUUUAAUUUGUUAAUGUACUGCAAGACAUUUGUGUGUGCAGACUGUACAUAUUACAUUGUAACAUUCAUCUAAUAAUGGGUGUAGAUAAAUACCUGGCUAAUCAUUUAAAUGGUUGGUUAAGAUGCCAAAGUUUUACAAAUAAAGGAGAUUACAAACUGCAGUAUUUGUCUAAAGUAUG